UUCAUGGGGAAGGUCAACUGACACCAUUACAUGAAAAUAAUGAUCCAUGCAAAUUUUGCCACGCGUGAUGUCACAUCCAGUCAUACGCGCGUGCUGCAUCUCUAUCCGAAACUUCAGCGGCAGCAAUCUUCUAUCGCUUCCCAGUUCAACUGGGGAAGCCAACGAUCUUUUCAGCAGAGUGCGCGUGCCUUCCAUGCGCGGGCAUCUCCGAGAUGCUCUAUCGUUGUUCUACACAGCGCCAAUCCAGUUUCAGUCUCGAGCAGUCUAUGCCAGUCUCCUCCAUGAAUGCGCUCGCCAUGGAGACCUCGAGCAAGGUCGACGCUUACAUCAACACAUGGUGCUUUCCCGAAAGCCUUAUGGAUGGCUUGACGUCUUUGUCAGCAACCAUCUCAUCAAUAUGUACGCUAAAUGCGGCGACUUGCAUUGUGCACACCAGGUUUUCGACGAAAUGCCUAGCAGAAAUGUCGUCUCUUGGACUGCUUUAAUAUCGGGUUACGCUCAGAGAGGCUUCGGAGACGAGUGCUUCCGUCUCUUUUCGUGCAUGUUGAUGCAAUAUCGGCCUAACGAGUUUGCUUUCGCGAGCGUGUUGAGUUCAUGUCGAUACGUGCAUGGCAAACAGGUUCAUGGGCUGGCAGUGAAAAUGGCGUUGGAUACCUCUAUUUACGUAGCGAAUGCUCUCGUUAGUUUGUAUGGUAAGAGUUUUGGAGCCGGUGGGGAUGAUGAUGGUGCUGUAGAUGACGCUUGGGCAGUGUUUGAGGCCAUGGAGUUCAGAAAUCUGAUCUCUUGGAAUUCGAUGGUUGAAGCAUUUCAGUUUUGCAAAUUUGGGACCCGAGCCAUCGAUCUUUUUACUGUAAUGCAUCGGGAAGGAACUGGGUUUGAUCGUGCCACACUGCUUAGUGUCUCUUCUGCUCUGUGCGGAAGCAAUGACAUUGGGGUUGAUUCAGGCCUGAAAUUCUGUUUUCAACUGCACAGUCUCAGUGUCAAAACAGGGUUUUCAAUGGAAGUCGGGGUGGCAACUGCAUUCAUAAAGGCUUACUCGUUUCUUGGAGGAGAUGCUGCUGACUGUUACAGGCUCUUCACAGAGACAAGCUGUUGUGCCGAUAUCAUUUCUUGGACAGGUAUUAUAACAGCAUUUGCAGAGCAGAACCCAGAAAUGGCUAUGUUCCUCUUUGGUCAGUCGCAAAGAGAGGGGCUGGCUCCAGACUGGUAUACCUUUUCAAUCAUCUUAAAAGCUUGUGCGGCCCUUGUGACUGAACUGCAUGCUUCAGCAGUUCAUUCACAAGUAAUUAAAUAUGGUUUUGCGGGUGACACAGUGCUGCAAAAUGCUUUGAUCCACGCCUAUUCUAGGUGCGGCUCCAUUAUUAUGUCCGCGCAGGUGUUUGAUGAAAUGGAGUCACGAGAUGUUGUAUCUUGGAACUCAAUACUCAAGGCCUAUGCUUUACAUGGCCAAGCUAAUGAGGCUUUGCUGCUAUUUUCACGAAUGAAUGUCAAGCCUGAUCCCACCACCUUUGUUUCCCUUCUUUCAGCUUGCAGCCAUUCUGGAAUGGUGGAAGAAGCAAUCAAAAUCUUUGACUCAAUGUUCGAGAAUUAUGGAGUUUUACCCCAACUAGACCACUAUGCUUGUUUGGUUGAUGCUUUGGGCCGAGCUGGGCGUGUUCCCGAGGCUGAAAAACUUAUAAAGAAAAUGCCAAUGGAAGCAGAUUCUGUCAUUUGGAGUGCACUGCUUGGUUCAUGUAGGAAGUAUGGAGAGACACAGUUAGCCAAGUUAGCUGCAGACAAGCUGAAGGAGUUGGAACCCGACAAUUCAUUAAGUUAUGUGCAAAUGUCAAACAUAUAUUGCUUAGGUGGUAAUUUCGACAAAGCAGGGCAGGCGAGAAAAGAAAUGAAGGGAUCUAGAGUGAAAAAGGAACCUGGUUUAAGCUGGAUUGAGAUUGGUAAUCAUGUUCAUGAGUUCGCCUCGGGAGGAAGACAUCAUUCACAAAAAGAAGCUAUCUACACCAAGCUUGAAAAACUAAUUGGACAGUUAAAGGAAAUGGGUUAUGUACCAGAAACAAACUUGGCUUUGCAUGACAUAGAGGAGGAACACAAGGAAGAACAAUUAUUCUAUCACAGUGAGAAGCUGGCUUUGGCAUUUGCCAUAAUGAAUGAAGGCAGUUUGCGUUGCAAUAAGGGUUUAAUACGAAUAAUGAAGAAUAUUCGAAUCUGUGUUGACUGCCAUAACUUCAUGAAGUUAGCAUCAGAUCUUCUUGGAAAGGAAAUUGUGGUGAGAGACUCGAAUCGCUUUCACCAUUUUAAAGAUAGGCUAUGUUCUUGCAAUGAUUAUUGGUAACAAACUAGCAGAAAAGACAGCAAUCGGGUUCACCUGUUCUCUUCAGCAGUGUUUGUCAUCCCCACAGUAAUUGCAUGAAAGCAAUAAGUGAACCAAGCUUGAGUAGCAUUCUGAUGGAGUAGCACAUCAUUGUUAGUGAAAGUUCCAUGCAAAAUUCACUUGCCUCUGAGCCCUGGGUCAGGAUGCUGGAUUCAUUGCUUUCUGAUGCAAGGAAACAUGAUGAUCAAAGAUUAUCUGUUUCAUGAUCAGUUUCGGAUUGAAAUUAUGUCUAAACCCUCUUCUUGCUCAAGCAUUAAAUUUGGAAAAUUGAUUUAUUUGAAGGAGUGAAUAUGCUUUGGUUAAAAGUGGCCUGAAAGCCUGAAACUGAGAACUAGCGAACUUCCUGGAAGCAAGAAGUUCUUGAGAGAACUGAUUCAAACAGGAAAAUGGGUCAGAUUCUACUGAUGAGAACCUGAUGAUCAGAUUCUAAUAGCUGAAAUUGCUGGAGGCAUGAUGUUGUGGGUGAAUCAUACUAGCACCCUCUUUAACUUGUUUGAAUCCGUAGGAGUUGAAGCUAAGUUUCAUUGGGCUUUGAUUCGAGGCUGAUUAAUAAAAACACUUCUCUAAGAUUCUCUUUCUUUAUUUGAAAAACAGUUCUAAAUGGUGAAAAUAUU
Messenger RNA from Carica papaya (papaya), 2982 nucleotides. Its product is annotated as Tetratricopeptide repeat (TPR)-like superfamily protein. Gene Ontology annotation, molecular function: RNA binding; zinc ion binding; protein binding. Gene Ontology annotation, biological process: RNA modification. Lineage: Eukaryota; Viridiplantae; Streptophyta; Magnoliopsida; Brassicales; Caricaceae. The record is from RefSeq and is a predicted model, not a curated record.